AUGGACCUAUCUCUUAUUGAUAGGAACUUCAUGUGGUUCAAAGAUCGAUCUUGUAGUCGGAUUGACAGGGUUUUGGUCAAUAUAGAGUGGACUGAGAAAUUCCCUGAUAUGCGGCUAAAAGGAGGACCAAGAGGACUAUCAGAUCAUUACCCGUUGAUUGUGGAACUUACAAGAGUAAGAGGGGGCCCUAGACCUUUCAGAAGUUUGGAUUCCUGGUUUACGCAUGAGGGUUUUCUGAGGGUGGUCAAAAAUGAAUGGAGAAAUUUGGGAGAUGCUCAGUUCACAUGUAAGCUAAAAGCUUUGACAGUACCUUUGCGAAAAUGGCACAAGGAUAAUUUUGGCGACAUGGAUAAGAGACUAAUGAUGUUUGAGGAGGAGAUUAAGAGGCUUGACAAUAUGGUUAGUGAUUGCAUUUAUGACGGUACGACGAAGGCUAGAAGGAAGGCGUUGGUGAGCUUUUGUGAAAAGUGGUAUGUUAGGAAAGAGAUCCAUUCGAAGCAGAUAUCACGGUCCCAAUAUGCUAGGAACAUAAAUAAGAAUACUAAAUACUUUGAUAACAUCGCCUCGGCUAGAAGAAGGAAUAACAGGAUUGACACUCUGAUGAUUGGUGGACGGUUAGUGAGGAAUCAGGCAAGAAUAAAGGUUGCAAUUAGGGGGUUUUAUAAGGAUCUGUAUCGACAAAAAUAUGCUUUGAGGAUUGGUGUUCGGGAUGGUUUGGUGAAGAAGAUUGAUGGAGCGGAGGCGGAAGCCUUAGGGGUUUUGCCAUCUGUGGAAGAAAUUAGGGAGGCAGUUUGGGAUUGUGAAUCUUCUAAGACUCCAGGUAGUGAUGGGUACAAUAUGAACUUCAUCAAACAAUGCGGGGAGGAUAUUGGUCAGGAGUUCACUGCAGCAGUGAUGGGGUUCUUCCAAAGUGCUAAGCUUCCAACAGAUGCGAAUGUCAUGUGGGUAACGCUAGCUCCGAAAUUUGUGGGUUCCAAGGAGAUCAAGGAUUUUCAGCCGAUUAGUAUGGUGGGGUGUGUGUAUAACGUGAUUUUGAAGGUUUUGGUGAGAAGGAUGAGGUCAGUCAUGUCGGGAUUGGUAGGAGAGACACAAAGUUCUUUUGUGAAGGGGAGAAAAAUUCAUGACAGCGCCCUCAUUGCCUAUGAGACGGUUCAAUGGCUCAAGACGCAAAGAAAGAAGGCGGCAAUUAUCAAGCUGGAUUUCUAA
Messenger RNA from Arachis duranensis, 1206 nucleotides. RefSeq lists its product as uncharacterized. The transcript has a single exon. The record is from RefSeq and is a predicted model, not a curated record. Lineage: Eukaryota; Viridiplantae; Streptophyta; Magnoliopsida; Fabales; Fabaceae. Bases 1 to 1206 code for a protein of 401 amino acids.